Molecule: messenger RNA, 1840 nt
Organism: Neopsephotus bourkii (Bourke's parrot)
Lineage: Eukaryota; Metazoa; Chordata; Aves; Psittaciformes; Psittacidae
Product: serum paraoxonase/arylesterase 2
Exons: 10
Coding region: 30-1094 (354 amino acids)
Cellular component (GO): extracellular region
Molecular function (GO): arylesterase activity
Source: RefSeq, a predicted model, not a curated record
CGCGGCGCGGCGCGGGGCUGCGGGCGGCCAUGGGGAAGCUGCUGGCGUUGGCUCUCGCCGGGAUAGCGGCAGCCUUGGCUGUGGAGCGGCUGCUGGCCUUUCGGAACAGGCUCAAUGCUUCACGGGAAAUAGCCCCAGUAACCCUCCCGAACUGCCGGCUCAUUAAAGGGAUUGAAAGUGGUUCUGAAGACAUUGACGUACUUCCCAAUGGACUGGCUUUCAUCAGCUCCGGCUUGAAAUACCCAGGAAUGAAGAGCUUUGCACCAGACAAGCCAGGUGAAAUAUUUUUGAUGGAUUUGAAUGAAGACAAUCCCAGAGCAGUGGAACUGAGAAUCAGCCGAGGGUUUGAUCUGGCAUCCUUUAACCCUCAUGGAAUCAGCACCUAUGUAGACAAAGAUGACACCGUGUACCUCUUUGUUGUGAACCAUCCUCAUCAGAAGAGCACAAUAGAAUUGUUUAAAUAUGUGGAAGAUGACAAUUCUCUUGUGCACCUGAAAACCAUUCGACACGACCUUCUGACAAGUGUGAAUGAUGUGGUAGCUGUGGGACCAGACAGCUUCUAUGCUACCAAUGACCACUACUUCUCUGACUUCAUCUUGAUGUUCUUGGAGAUGUUCUUGGGUUUAACUUGGUCAAACGUUGUUUACUACAGUCCUAAAGAAGUGAAAGAAGUAGCAGCUGGGUUUUAUUCAGCCAAUGGAAUUAACAUUUCACCUGACAGAAAGUUCAUCUACAUUGCAGAUAUAUUUGAUCAUAAUGUCCAUGUUAUGGAAAAACAUGCAAAUUGGAAUUUAACCCAUGUGAAGAAGCUGCAGCUGGACACUCUGGUCGAUAAUUUGUCUGUUGACCCAUCCACUGGAGACAUCUGGACAGGAUGUCAUCCCAAUGGGAUGAAGCUCAUCUACUACGAUCCUGAAAAUCUGCCUGCUUCUGAGGUCCUGCGCAUCCAGAACAUCCUCUCAGAAGAGCCUGUGGUGACACGCGUCUAUGCCGACAAUGGCUCUGUGCUGCAGGGAAGCUCCGUGGCAUCCGUCUACGAGGGAAAACUGCUCAUCGGCACAGUCUUCCACAGAGCUCUCUACUGUGAGCUAUAGCUUGCCGCGGCAAGUAGCUUGGAAGCCUGUUGCCAACCUUUAAGGGUGCCCCAGCCUCGCAGUGCAGAACUGGGAAUUGAAGCUGGGCCAGCAUGCAUGAAGAUGGUGCUGGGCAGGACACAGACAGCAAGCACGCAUUCUGCAGCAAAAUCAGUGCUGGGUACAGCUUCUACCCCUGAGCAUGAAAUCACCACUCGGUGAAACCAUCAAUCAGUCUCAGUGCGGAAACAGCAAUGGAGGAAGAUUCGCCUCAAGCCUGGCCUCACAAUGACAUGGUGACCUGCACAGGGCAAAUCUGGGUUUGCAGCCUGGAGGAAAGCAUAACCCAUCGUCUUUUACAGACUGUAGAGCCUGGAGCAGUUCUGGCCAUUUCAGACACCAAAGUGCAGGAAUCUGAGACCACUUUGCACAAACAAUGGGGACAUAUGUAUAGACUGCUCCAGGCUUAGGAAGCUGCUGAGCAGACACAUUGUACAAGUCAGUCAUGGACUUACAGCCUCUUAACAUACCUAUUUUAAUUAAGAUAACAAUUAAGGUGGUACCCAUAUUAGCAGAAUGUAAGCUUUAUGACUUGGCUGCUGAGAAACACAGACUGGGUUAGAGAGAUUAAGUGCAGAGUAUUUGGCCUAGAUUCUGCCAGAUGCAAAUCCACUGAAAUGACUACACAAAUUGGACAAUCUGUGCCCUCUGCUUUCUCCAAUGUAAUGCUUUAAUAAAAUAAAAUAAACAAAGACAUAUUAAACAUG